CACAAACACAUUUUCGCUUAGUUUCUUAUCAUUUUAUCUUCUGUAGUUACAGUGUGAAGAACUCUUGAUUUAAAAAAAUUAAAAUAUACAUUUUGGGUGUUCUUCACCUCACCCUCGUCUGCUGUGGAGUGUUGACGGUCAGCUGUUUAUUUGACGUUUGACAAGCAAAACAACCAUAGCCGGCGAAAGUGAUCAGAGUGAUCUAUUUGCAAUAUAAAAGCAAAUUAAUAAAAUGGUAAUGACGUCAUUAGGACGAAAUCUAGUGCUUAGAUUGAAAUUUAACACAUACGGAGCACCAAAAAGACAUAACUUCGAUGUUGUCAAGCCUUUGUCAUGUGCAAAGUACAGUACUUCAAGUAGAAACACUAAAGUUUACGAGGAUGUAGUUGAAGCAGUUGGUGAUAUUAAAGAUGGGUCAAAACUUUUGGUUGGUGGCUUUGGUCUGUGUGGAAUACCAGAAAAUUUGAUUCAAGCUGUGAACAAAAGGGGCGUUACUGGUCUUACAGUAGUUUCUAAUAAUGCAGGUGUUGAGAACUUUGGUUUGGGUAUAUUACUGAAGAGUAAGCAGAUUAAGCGUAUGAUCUCAUCAUAUGUUGGAGAAAAUGCUGAAUUUGAGAAACAAUAUUUAACAGGAGAGUUAGAGGUUGAGUUGACUCCUCAAGGAACAUUGGCUGAAAGAAUCCGAGCUGGUGGUGCCGGUAUACCAGCCUUUUUUACACCAACAGGAUAUGGUACCCUUAUUCAAGAAGGUGGAGCACCUAUCAAGUAUGGUAAAGAUGGCAAAAUUGAUAUACAGAGUUCGGCUCGUCAUGUUCAAAAAUUCAAUGGUAAUGAUUAUGUUAUGGAAGAAGCAAUCACAGGUGAUUUUGCUUUAGUCAAGGCAUGGAAAGCUGACAGGCAUGGUAACCUGAUUUUCAGGAAAAGUGCCCGUAACUUUAACCCUGCCAUGUGUAAAGCUGCACGUAUAACCAUAGCUGAAGUUGAAGAAAUUGUCGAUGAAAUUGAACCUGAUACAGUUCAUGUACCAUCAAUAUUUGUGCACAGAAUUUUCAAGGGCAAUAAAUUCGAAAAAAGAAUAGAGAGAAGAACAGUCACCAAACCUGAGUCUCAGAAGGAGAAGAAAGCAUCAGAUUUGAUGCGAGAGAGAAUAAUCAAAAGAGUUGCACUGGAAUUUAAGGAUGGAAUGCAUGCAAACCUUGGAAUUGGUAUGCCAAUGUUGGCCAGUAACUACAUACCUAAAAAUGUGAAAGUUUUAUUGCAAUCUGAAAAUGGUAUCCUUGGACUUGGACCCUUCCCUACUGAAGAAAAUGUGGAUGCAGAUCUGAUUAACGCUGGAAAAGAAACUGUGACUGUAGUUCCUGGAGCGUCCUAUUUCUCAUCUGAUGACAGCUUUGCAAUGAUUCGAGGAGGUCAUAUUGAUUUGACUAUACUUGGAGCUAUGCAAGUCUCCCAGUUUGGUGAUCUUGCAAACUGGAUGAUUCCGGGGAAAAUGGUAAAGGGCAUGGGUGGAGCUAUGGAUCUAGUGUCGGCGCCACGUACAAAAGUUGUCGUUACAAUGGAGCACACUGCUAAAAAUGGAAGUCACAAAAUUCUUCCUGAGUGUUCACUGCCACUCACAGGAAAGAACUGUGUGGAUAUGAUUAUUACUGAAAAGUGUGUGUUUGAAGUGGACAAGGAAAAGGGUCUGAUCUUAACCGAACUGGCCGAUGGAGUCACAGUUGAAGAUAUUCUUGUGAGCACGGGCUGUGAGUUCAAUGUAUCACCAGACCUGAAGAAAAUGGGGGACAUUACUGAGGUUCAUUAAAAAUAAAAUAAUCCUUACUCAUCUCAUGAGACUGGAAUGCUAAGUCAAAAUCAUACAUAGCCAUAUUCUAUUAUCUUACUGGAAAUCUCGUAAUAAUUACAACUUAGACUUAGCUUUCAUUAUGCCAGAAUUUAUAGUUCAAAUGAAUUAAUUUUGAUUUUCCCGAUAUUAAGACUAUAUUUUUACAGAGUUA
Messenger RNA from Ostrinia furnacalis (Asian corn borer), 1997 nucleotides. RefSeq names its product Succinyl-CoA:3-ketoacid CoA transferase (gene SCOT). Gene Ontology annotation, biological process: ketone body catabolic process. Gene Ontology annotation, molecular function: succinyl-CoA:3-oxo-acid CoA-transferase activity. The transcript is spliced from 10 exons. Lineage: Eukaryota; Metazoa; Arthropoda; Insecta; Lepidoptera; Crambidae. Bases 233 to 1804 code for a protein of 523 amino acids. The record is from RefSeq and is a predicted model, not a curated record. Gene Ontology annotation, cellular component: mitochondrion.